This is a messenger RNA of Cucurbitaria berberidis CBS 394.84, 810 nucleotides long. RefSeq lists its product as uncharacterized. The transcript has a single exon. Lineage: Eukaryota; Fungi; Ascomycota; Dothideomycetes; Pleosporales; Cucurbitariaceae. The annotation marks the transcript as partial. The record is from RefSeq and is a predicted model, not a curated record.
AAAGAUGAAGACAUUCCCGAAGACGGCAUCCCCACUCACCUUAGGGAGAAAGAUGCUUUCAGAACGCGCAUGCGCCUUGUUCAGCUACGUACGCUCUUGAUGCGUUGUCAUGUCGUACAAGCUACUGUUCACCAACUCGAACGUAAGCCUUGGGCACAAGACCCUAUGAAGCCACCCUAUUACUAUUACUCCAAGAUGCGACAUUUUGCUUAUCGAGCAAGGAGACUUGCGGAGGCCCUAGAGAGUCCAGACCUCCAGGCUCGCUGCGAGUACUGGGCCGGACGAAGCUGUGGCGGUACGCGCGAUUGGCAUGCUGCAGGACAACACUUCGCACUUGCUAUCAAACACGAUAUGGAAUACGACACUUUCCCGAGUGGGAAAGUGCGGAUAAGAGGAUUAAGACCGAAUGAGAAGGAAGACGUUCAUUUCUUGUUGGAAAAUGUGACAAAACGUCACGAGAGUUGGGUCAAGAAAACAGCCCACGCACGCGAGGCAGCACGAUACGAAUCGGAACGCACGGGUAGGCCAAUCGAAGAUUGCAUUGUUUGGGAUGGGGUAGAGAGCCCAACCUGGUUUCCGGAUCGUGAUCGCAUCGUACACAUAGCGAGGCGAGAAUUUGGUAAGAAAUUGCGAAGAGAAGCAAAAGACGUGAAUGGCCAAGAGAACCAGAGACCUGGUAUGUCAGAGGAGCAUAAAGGGACUAAGAUUUAUAAAGUGGAAUUGACAAGCAGGGAAUUAAGUGAAGAGGAAUGGCGGUAUAUCCGACGCGGAGACAAACAGACCCAGAAACGUGAAGACCGCAUGAAGAAA